Molecule: messenger RNA, 2236 nt
Organism: Saccostrea cuccullata (small rock oyster)
Lineage: Eukaryota; Metazoa; Mollusca; Bivalvia; Ostreida; Ostreidae
Exons: 6
Coding region: 236-2140 (634 amino acids)
Source: RefSeq, a predicted model, not a curated record
ACCAUGAAAUUUAGUGUGUAUUUACACUGCAAAAGGUAAUGGAACUUAGGGGAACAAAACCUGGGAAAUGUUGAAUAAAUACGGCAUACCUUUUUUAUUGACAUAAAUUGUGUAAAGAUAUGCGAAAGAGAUUAUUGAUUGUGCAACAGUUUGAAUGCCAAAAUAAAAUCGGAUGCCAUUACUGAUAAUUUAAAAAAUCUAUCGCCUUAACAUCCAAUGGUGGCAAAAAGGGAGGAUGUCGAGGUCGAUUUUAAAAAAGGACUGUCAGCGCUUCUUCAGGGCAGGAAUCCUCGUUCUCAAACAAGGAACAUCACUGCUGCAGAUGCUUCUCGAUCUUCAGCUUCAUCAAAUGCAUGUCUCUCUCGGGGAACUUCUAUCUCAAUAUCACCAUGAACUUUUUCACUCAUGGCAGAAAAGUCCUUGUUGUGCUUGCCCAACCCAAAAGGCCUCUUACUUUUCUGGCUUUUUACUAAAACAACAAUACGAAGAUUUGUUUGAUUUUGUUCCAAAGCAUGAUCGCGACUGUAGAAAUAUUAAGACAUCUGUACAUGGCCUGUGCAGCUGUCGGUAUGAAGUUAUAAAUGGCAUAACCGCCAAAAGUCUUGAUAUCAUUGUAACGUCUAUGCUUCUCCUUAAUUUGGAAUGUUUUCACUUUGAUGAUGACGUCAUUGAGGCGAUCUCUGAGCUACGGAGACUUAGAAAUGAGAUAGUUGCCAAAGGUUCCACAAUGAGUUUUACAGAAGAUGAGUUCACUUUGUUCUGGAAUAGAGCUAAUCCCUCUAUAACGAAAAUUGCCAAAGAAAUUUCUGAUCAAUUUCUUAAGCAAACAGUUGAAAACAUCCGGGUUCUAAAGGAUGAACCUCUUCAUCUAUAUUCAGCCAUGGUUGUCAUUACCACAAUACGUCACGGUAACCAAAGAGAGUUGGCAUUUCUAAAGGACUUGGAACAUGCACAGAGAUUGCUGAGCGACAGGCGUCAAGGUGAACUUUUACCAAUGCUGAACUUUGGUUUAGAAGUAGUCUGUUCAACAUUUGGACUUUCUAACCCUGCUCUUAAGGAAAUGCAGAAUUCUAAAUUCCUGUUGCAUAAUGGGAAGACCAUGGACCUUAUCAAAACUUUCUCCAGUCCUUGGAUGAAAAAGCUGAUAAAAUCUAGGCUCUUGGUUCAAGAACAGACUGAGAUCUGGCUCGAAGAAUUGUGGGCUGCAGACCCUCUAAGACCAAAGACAAAUUCAAAUUUAGGAUUCAUAUCGUGCGGUAAAAACAUCAUAUUGUCCAACGAUCGCCGACAUGCAGUAUGGAACUUUAUAGAAUCGGAAGGUGUGACAUUCAGUAGUAGAGCGAUGAAUCACUUAGAGCAUGCGCAUCUUGAAAUCAUGGGGAGUGGGGAGGUUGCUGUUGGUGUAUUGGAAAGUGAUCCGAUGAUUCAAAGGCAACGGUUAUCUUCUUUUUCUGCAUGUCCCGAGUUUAAGACUGCCAUUGUAGUGAAAACAUUCGAGUCCUCGAGCCUAGUAAAGAUGGUUCGGGAUGUUGACGAGUUAGUGAUUUAUUGUGACAAGCAACGAUAUGUGUUAUACAUUGAGCAAGGGAAAAGGGUGUGGCUUGUGUUUUGCCUACGAUUUGGAGAUGUGAAGAUUGAACUACACUCAUCAGCAAAUCAUGCAAUGAAGUUUCAUGACGUCAUGGGAAGCAAUGUACAGGCAACUGGAGGAAACAAACGUCUGCUCUGUCUAAAACAUGUCAAUUCGCAAUCCGUGUGUCGUCUGAGCAGGCGAAUCCAUUAUGGUGAGGAGGUCACUCUAUUCAUUAGACAAGAGAAACCUACCAAUGUUCAUGCCAUUCCAUGCUACAUUCUUAUAGGCAUCAGUGCAGACGGACUCCAUAACGGGUCCCUACAUGACGAUCAACCAUUCACUUCCGCAUCACGUUCGUGGCUCAUAAAAAGGAAAUUAGAAGAGUUAGAAUGUAUUGGAAAGAUCCAAGUUUGUGUGUCUAUGAAUGGAUUACUGAAAUUUGUUACCUCUAAAGGCUCAACUUUAACAGUGCAACUUAGUGAAAGUGAAAAAAAGAUGGGUGUUGCGGUGGUUUUCGAAUUAUUUCGGACAGAACUUGAAAUCGUUAACUAUAAAAUUAAACAAUAAAACAUUGUUUUAAUUAAUAUCUUCCAAUGUACGUUAAAAACAUUGUGAUAAGUCUACUCAAGAUUUCAUUUUAGUAAUUUUUUCUUUUUCUUUCAU